Molecule: messenger RNA, 5593 nt
Organism: Biomphalaria glabrata
Lineage: Eukaryota; Metazoa; Mollusca; Gastropoda; Planorbidae
Exons: 5
Coding region: 6-1118 (370 amino acids)
Source: RefSeq, a predicted model, not a curated record
UUAGAAUGUUUUUGUGUUGUUUGUCUACAAUAGGUGAUUGUAACAUGGCUACAAGUGAUUCAACAGUAUUUUCAUAUUGUCUUCCAAGGAAUAUUUUACCUGGAUUAGCUAUCACGUUUUCAUUAAUGUUUACUGUGUCUGGUGUUGAAUUUUGCUACUAUGGAAGAAACAUCAAGAGCAUUCAUGGAUUUCAGAACCAGUCUUGUUCAAGUGGUGAGCUGCACAUCCUGAACAUCUUCCUUGAUACAGAACAGCAGACCACACUUACCAGCGGCAGAAAUGAGCAUGUUACUCAGGGUAGCUCCUCUUUCAGUCACUCAGCUAUUAAGUCGUUGGAACAAAAGAAACAGUUUUGUUAUGUAUUUAGAUAUGUGACAACACAUCCUUUACCAGAUGACUUCAUUCAUGAAUCAGUGCAAGUGACCUAUGGCUGUGAUUAUGAUGACAUCUGUAUCAACAGAACACUUAAUGAAGUUUUGAAUAAUGUGACCAUAAAUAAUCAUAUGGGGAAGCUGUACUGCUGUUCCAAAGAUAAUUGCAAUGAUUUAGAGAAGGUUCAUUCUUCUUCUGAAAAUCGUGUGUGUCAUGAAAGCAUGAAAAAUUUGACCUCUGUUUCUGUUGGUGGCUUAAAAUCUUGCCAGCAUGCUGAUGCAGUGUGUGCCAAAUCAACUGUUUACUUGCCAGAAGGAAAAAUUGAGAAGUACUUUUGUGACAAUGAGAAUCUGUGUACUGGCAAACUUGUAUUAGGAGCUUUUCAAUCCUGUACCAACCAAACUGAAGAUAAUGUUACAAAAGAAUUGUGUUGCUGUGACCACAGCAAGUGCUAUUCACCUCCUUGGCUUGAUGUAUCCUAUCCCAAUGAAGAAUUUGAUCCAGAAAACUUUCCGUCAUUGUCCAAAUUGGAUAAGACCAUUGAAAAGCCAGGAGCAGAAAGGACAGAUAGUCUGCUAAUCACUGGUCUAUUGACAGUGCUGCUUUUUGUCAGUGGACUUGGAGCUGGAGCUGUGUUUAUCCUAAGCUGCAAAAAGCGCAGGAAAAAUAGGCAAGAUCCAAAUGUCAUCAUGCAAUAUGAACGUUUGUCAUCAGACAUUGAUGUAGAUGAAGCUGUAGUUUUAUAAUUUCAGCCAUUGAAUGCAUUCUUUUUAUAAAGAGGAGAGGAAAAAAAUUAAUUUCAAUAAUUUUAAUAAAAAAAUCUUUCUCUUAUUACAAUGUAAAUUAUGUACAUUACAAUUGUUAAAACUCAGAUUUGUAGGUUUUAUUCAAUUUAAACUCAUGAUUUAAACGAGAACUUCAAUUUGAUUUAUAAAAUUAAUUGAGCAUAAUUUUCUAUGACCAGUAUUUAGUGAAUCUGAGCAUAAAUACUCAUGUAUAUUUUUACUUUCAGUUCUAAGAUUUUAUAAAACUACAUUUACACUAUUGUUGUUGCAUAUUGAGUCUAACAUAAUAUCUAUCCAUUUUUAUUACAAUUUGUGCAAAUUAGUAUUAGUCUAAUUUUAUGUAUAUUUUUAAAUGCAUAUUUUGUUUUAUAUGUUUGAAAAACAGAUUUUCUUUAUAGAAAAAAAUGCAAAGUAUGGUUUUUAAUAGCAAUGUUCUUGUAAUGGAUAAUACUAACAUAACAUAGAUGUAGCAGUAAUUCAGGAAAAUGUUUUUCUUUUAUUGAUUCAAGAAACAAGAAUUAUAGAUUUGACUAAACAUUGACUAUUAAGUCAUUUCAGUGCAAUAAAUAUGCCAUUAUCUAUGCAUAUACCUUAUGUGGUCACAUUUUGACUCACAGUGUAGCAUUUCAUACAGUAUUUUCUCUGUUUUGCUGCCUAUACGUCUUGCACUAGAUUUUCUGACACUGACUGGAAAUGUUAGUGAUAUCUUUUUUUUUCUUCUUAAAAUGUCCUGUCACUUUUUUAUUGUGUUUCUUUUACCAGUUUUUUUUUUCAAUUACAAUUUUUAUUUGAGUAAACUACUUGAUUUUUUUUUUUUUGUAAGUCUUACAAUCAAAAUUUGUAAAAAUAUGUAAAACUCCUGUUCUUAAAAAUGGCUGAAAAUAUUUUGUUUGCUUUGUCAACAAGAUUUCUGUAUUUUUGUUAAAUGUUUGUAUUUACAUUAAUUUUUGUUAGAAACUUAUGUCAGAUAUAUUGGACUAUGAAUUUAACACAUUUUUUGGGUAGCUGAUACUCUUUCAAUUUUUCUUUUUUACUAUUUUUAAAUUUUCCUUUCAUUACAAAUGAAAUUGUUUCAUUUUCAGUACAGCAUUUAAAAAUUGUUGAGUAGUGUAAUCGACUAGUUCUACUUCAACAUGUUUUAUAUGUAAUAUGGUGUCAUAUUUUACAAUACUCUAUUCCAGUUAGAAUUACCUGGGACUUGGAACGCUGAUCUCAAAAACAGCUCUUAUGAUUUUCCUAGAUAUUUAACACUCGAUGUAUAUCACUGAGAAAAGAAUUACUAGCUCGUUGGCCACACGGGGAAAAUCUAGUUUGACCGCCCAUGAUAAUUUUUCAAAGAAAAAAUAAAGAAAGUAAAUUUGGCUUGAGAACUAGACUUAGAUCGAAAGCCAACAUCAGUUUUGAAAGAACUAUCUUGUUCAGGAAUUACUGAAUGUAAGGCAUUAUUGAUUCAAGAGUUAAAUAAAUAAAUGUUCAGGAAAAUGAUGUGCACAUAGUUUUCUAAGUCUAGAUUUAAAGACUUAUCAUUGGAAUUAUUAAAUAAAUUUUAAAAACAUGUUGUAGUUAGUAGUACUGUAUCAAUAACUGAGCUGUUUAUAAAAUUAAAAGUUGGUUUAAGUUUAUUGAAAGAUUAUCUAAUCUCAUAAUUUUACGUAAAUCUAAUAUAUAUAUAUAUAUUACAUCUAGAAGUAGAUCUAGACCUAGACUAGAUCUUAAGAGUUCUAAAUCAGAGACUAGAUCUAGAUGUCCAAAUAAUGGAAGUACCAAUAAAUAAUUGCACAUCAUUCGUUCAAGCAGCUGAUGAUGUCAAAAACACUGGUUCAAUACCUGGUUUAAACCAAACAUUUUAAAAAAAUAUUUUUUUUAUCAUAUUUUAAAUUGAAUAAUGGAGGUAUAGUCUUUUUAAAAAAUUUAUUUUUUUAAUGUUUUGUUUGUUUUUUAAUCUGACGCAUAAUAUCUUCAGCCUAGUUUUCCUGUUCUUUAAUUUUCUUAUCCAAUUAGUUCAUAUUUUUUGUCUACUUUUUGUUUAUUUGUGCAACAGACUAUCUCUUUGUUCAAUCCUCAAUGUUAACUGUUGUUUGGUCAUCUAGUAGCAUUAGUCAGUGUGUGUUAUUUUUAUCAAUCUGUUUGAGCUUAUGAAAUCUGAUUUUGUAAAUACAUUUCUCAAUCAGACAGAUGAGUUGUUGAAUUAAAAAUUCAAUGAUACAUGCCUUUUUAAAAAAAACUUUUUUGUCAAAGUUGUUUGGUGUCAUUAAUGAUAAUUUCAAAUUUGUUUGUGUAUUGUUUCAAAAUGAAGUCAUUUCUCUCUCAAGAUAUAUUUAUUUUUAUCUUUAUGUUCAGUGUCAACAUUUUUUUUUUUACCAUUCGAAAUAUUUUUUUAUUUUGAAUAAUAUUUUUGGUUUUAACUCCACAUUAUGUAAAAAAAAAUUAUUAAUUUGUGUUUUUUUUACUACCAAAGUGUAAAUAGUGUGUAAUAAGCAUUAAUUAUUUGUUUGUAAUAACCACAUUUGUUACUAUGUUGUCAUUACAAACUUUGACCUAGUGAACUUGCAAAACUUAUGUUGGUCAGUGGUACAUUAGAUACAACUAUGUGUGCCUUAUGCUUCUAGUAAUCUGCUUGAACAGUUAAAUCAUCAUGGACAUGUUUUCUUUUUACAUGUAACACACAGUAUGUGUCUUUUUUUCACUCAUGACACUGUGAUAUGUGCCGAUGCUCUUUGAAAUAAUUCAUUUGUCUUUAAACAAACAAAAAAUUCUUUUAGUGCAUAAUAUGGUAAUUUUUUUCCUUUUUAUGGGUUGUGACUAUUUAUUCUCCAAGGUCUAUUUGAUGACUUAUUAGAUCCAAAUUUUAAAAAUCUCAAUCAUGAAAUCAAAUUUUUGACCAUACAUAGGGUAUUAAAAUAAUUCAAAUCAAUGGGCUUAUUAAAUUAGAUUUAAAAAAAAAGAAAUGAAAACAAAAUUUAGAAAGUUGUCUUGAAGGUUAGAUCUUGUUUUGGAAUAAAUUCCUUUUCUAACCAGGUUUUUGAUGCUCUGAUGUUGGUUCUUAAAGAGCCUGUGCCAUGAAAUAUUGAACUUUGUUCUCUGCAUGGCCAUACAUGGUAUUGGUUUGUUGAGGUGAUGGGGCCUAUCUGAGCUGCAUUGGGAUACAUUAGAAACUAUGGGGCCUAAGAAGCAGUCCACUGAGAGUCCAUGUUGAGGCUAGAUUUCAUUCUCUUCAGUCAUUUACCUAACUGAAAGUGUUUCCUGAGAAGGUAGUUUUGUUGGUUUUUAAAAAUCUUGUUGAACAAUCAGAUUAGAGAUCAAUGCCUUUGAUCAUAUCACCGUCAUGGAUACAUCAUGACUGUUACAUCAGGUUUAGAAAUAAGAAAAUGUACUUAAACAGGUGGACUUUAUAUGAAUACAAGAAAAAUACCAGUACCUAUCAUAAGAACAUAGUAAUUGAGAUUCCAUGUGGUCAUUGAGAACUCAUAUAUUUGUCAAGUCUGUUUCAUUAUUUUCAUCAGAUAAAUGUAUUUGCUGAGUUCCUCACCGCCAGCAUUGAGCCAAAACUUUAUCCUUCAGUCUAACAUUGUGAGUGGGACAUUCCUUUAUGAUGUAUCAUUUCUCAUAUUCAUACCAAAGGGAUCUACAAAAAUGUACUCAAACAAUAGAGUUCUCAAAAUUACAAAGCUUACUUUGGCUAUUUAUAUUUAUGUAUUUGUUUAACAGACUUUUUGGCAGUCCAACAUGGACUAUUUUGAUAUUGCAUUUUGUAAACUGACAUCUCACCUGCUGGCAUUAUUUGAACAAUUGUAACUCCAUUGACAACAGAAAUGACAUUUAAAUAAUGUAGUUCAAAGAAAGGAACAGAACACACAAUUGUAAUAUGUAUGUCAUUAUCUUUUUAUAAUGCGGAAUAUAUCUGCAUUUACUAAUCAAUACAGUUCUUUAUAUUAUUUGUUUGUAAUGAUACAGAGGUAAAAUGAAAGUAACUAUAUUUUCCCUACAUUUGUUUUAACAAGGUUAUUGUCAGGAAAUGUCAUCACAAAAUGGCACCUCUCCUCACGCUUACGCUUGACUUUAAUAGAUUAGGUUUAAAACCAAACAAUAUCUGUGUUUGUCAUAACAGUAAAAAACAAAUAACUUUUUAAAUCUUGAUUACUUCCCCUUUUAAUCUCUAGACACUGUCCAAUAUUUGGAAUCAUUUCUCUAGUCACGCCUUUCAGAGAAAAAUUAGUCUAUUAGUGUUGAGAAAGUCAGUUGAUAAAAGAAAACAAACAUGACUAUGUCAGUUGAUUUUGUCUUUACUUUUUGUAAUAUACCAUUAGACACUUGUUUCUGUUCACAAUGGUCACCACAUUGAUGUAGUCACAUGCCUUUUCUUACUGACUGCAAGUAUCAACUCUUAGAGUGAAGCAAUACAAAAACUUGUUCAUUGAAAUAAAGACACGAAUGUG